GUGUGCCUCCUCUGGGGCACAGGCUGUGUGCUCUGCAGCGAACGCUACAAGUGCUCGCAGCGGAGUUGCAGGUCCGCUAGAGUAUGGCAGCUGGUCCCCCAUCCUUCACGGGACGGCGUUGCCGGGGUUCCCUCGCGCUCUGGGGGUUCGCCAGACCGCAGCACAUGGGCCGGCUCCGGAGCGCCAGGACGCACGUGGAGCGCGCUGUCAAGCAGAAGAAGAUCUUCAUGAUCCAAGGCCGCUACCCGGUGAUCCGCUGCCUCCUGCGCCGGAGGGGCUGGGUGGAGAAGAAGAUGGUCCUCCACUCCGGCGACGCCCUGCAGCCCCCGCAGCAGGGUCUGGAUUGCUUGGCCACAGAUGACAGUGACACCACGGAGGACGGGGAUGAUGACGAGGACGACGACGCGUUCCAGCCGCCAUCGCUGUUGGGCUUUGAAGAUUUACUGGACUACGAUGACCAGGACGGGACACACGCCCUCAUGUCCCGCAUGGUUCGCAACGAGAUCCCCUACUUCAUCUGGACCACUCGCCGGGACGUGCUGGACUGUCGCUUCCUGUGCAAGGAUCAAAUGAUCAACCACUACGCCCGGGCCGGCUCCUUCACCACAAAGGUGGGUUUGUGUGUCAAUCUCCGGAAUCUGCCGUGGUUUGACGAGGCUGACGCGGACUCCUUCUUCCCACGCUGCUACCGCCUGGGCGCCGAGGACGACAGGAAAGCCUUCAUAGAGCAGGCCUGGAGUCUAGGGGCUGAGCAGCGUCUCCCCCGCCCGGGAGCAGAGGACUUCCGGCUGACAGCUGCCCGCAACGUUCUCAAGCUGGUGGUCAAGUCUGAACGGAGGCUGGGCUCUCGCCCACCGGAAGAGGAGGCCGCCCCAGUGGAUGUGGCUCUGACUUCAGAGGCCCCAGUCCUGUCAGGUACAAGUGUCGUGAGCCAGUAUCCAGACAUGAGGACCUCAGAAGUGUCAGAGGUCUCAGGAGCAGAGAAGGCUUCAGGAGGCAAGCAAGAGAAGGAGAAGAAGCAGGAGAAGAAGCCAGUGACGGUGUCCCCAGAGUUUGUGGAUGACGCUCUGUGGGCCUGCGAGGAGCACCUCAACAACCUGGCCCACGUGGACAUCGACAAGGACCUGGAGGCGCCGCAGUACCUCAGCCCCGAGCGCUGGUCCCUCUUCCUCCAGCGCUACUACCAGGUGGUCCACGAGGGGGCAGAGCUCAGGCACCUCGACUCUCAGGUCCAGCGCUGUGAAGACAUCCUGCAGCAGCUGCGGGCUGUGGUGCCCCAGAUUGACAUGGAAGGAGACCGCAACAUCUGGAUCGUGAAACCAGGAGCCAAGUCCCGCGGACGAGGCAUCACGUGCAUGGACCACCUGGAGGAGAUGCUGCGGCUGGUGGACUGCAACCCCAUGCUGCUGAAGGACGGCAAGUGGGUGGUGCAGAAGUACAUCGAGCGGCCCCUGCUCAUCUUUGGCACCAAGUUUGACCUGAGACAAUGGUUCCUGGUGACCGACUGGAACCCGCUCACCGUGUGGUUCUACCGCAACAGCUACAUCCGCUUCUCCACGCAGCCCUUCUCCCUGAGGAACCUGGACAACUCUGUGCACCUGUGCAACAACUCCAUCCAGAAGCACCUGGAGAACUCGUGCCACCGACACCCGCUGCUGCCCCCAGACAACAUGUGGUCGAGCCAGAAGUUCCAGGCCCACCUGCAGGAGGUGGGAGCCCCGGACGCCUGGGCCACCGUCAUGGAGCCGGGCAUGAAGGCGGCUGUGAUCCACGCCCUGCAGACCUCCCAGGACACCGUGCAGUCUCGCAAGGCCAGCUUCGAGCUCUACGGUGCUGACUUCGUGUUCGGGGAGGACUUCCAGCCCUGGCUGAUUGAGAUCAACUCCAGCCCCACUAUGGCGCCCUCCACGGCCGUCACCGCCCGCCUCUGCGCCGGCGUGCAGGCCGACACCCUGCGCGUGGUCAUCGACCGGCGGCUGGACCGCAACUGUGACACGGGGGCCUUCGAGCUCAUCUACAAGCAGCCUCCCGUGGAGGUGCCGCAGUACGUGGGUAUCCAGCUCCUAGUGCAGGGCUCCACCAUCAAGAAGCCCUUGGCGCUGUGUCACCAGCGGAUGGGGAUCCGCCCAGGACUCCCUCGCCUGCUGCACGGUUCUGGGGAAGGCAAGGACUGGGGGACCCUGACCCACAGGUCAGCUCCUAGGAGAGUUGCUGGGGCCAGGAGCCUGGGGCGCACUGAGAAGCCAGCCACUGCCACCACGUCGGCCCCCGGGAAGGGGAAGAAAGGCAAGGCGAAAAGCGCCACAGCCCUGGCCCACCCCCGGCUCCAAAAGCGGGACCCCCCGACCAGGAUGGGCUGCAUUUUCACCAUGGCCUUUGCUAGUGGGGACAGGCAGCCCCAUCCCCUGAACAGAUUGCCACUGAGUCCGAAGAACCCCCAGGCCCUGGCCGAGGUGUCAGGAAGUGUAAGCAAGUUGCCCGAGGUUGCACAGCUCAGAAGGGGCAGAGCCGGGAUGCAGACCCAGGCGGCGGCUGCCCAGCGUCCUCGCUCUUUCCAUCCUGGAAGCACCUGGGGGCCUCCAUGCUUUGAAGUCGGAAAUCUUCCUAGGAAGGUCAAGGCCAAAGGCAAGUUCAAGGCUAGAGUCUGUGACAAGCCCAAGGCGGAGGCACGCCUCAUGAAGACGCUGAGCUUGCUGGAACCCUCCACCCCUUGCGGACGUGCACCGCUGGCUGGCGAGGCCCUCCUGCACGUCCUCACUGCCCCCUUCUGGAGUCAGAGCCAAAUAAAAAGCAACAAGUGAAACAUUCUGGCCUUGGCUUCCUUUCUGUUGGAGGGUGAAAAGA
This is a messenger RNA of Talpa occidentalis (Iberian mole), 2844 nucleotides long. It is a transcript of the gene TTLL3, whose product is annotated as tubulin tyrosine ligase like 3. Gene Ontology annotation, biological process: cilium movement; cilium assembly; protein modification process. The coding region runs from base 84 to 2801 and encodes 905 amino acids. Lineage: Eukaryota; Metazoa; Chordata; Mammalia; Eulipotyphla; Talpidae. The transcript is spliced from 16 exons. Gene Ontology annotation, cellular component: cilium. The record is from RefSeq and is a predicted model, not a curated record.